CCUCCGUUGUGAAGAAGAUCAAAGGAGAAAGGACUUCACCGCGCAGAGCUUUACAUAAUUAGAUGAUUAGAUGAUUAGAUGAUUAGAUGAUAAUGUUUAAAUAAUUAGAUGUUGCUGCGAAUUAUGUAUGGCGAUAAUUAUGCAUUUUUGUUGAACAUGAUUUGAAUCGAAGUUUUGAGCUGACUCAAGAACCAGAAAUGGCUGAAAAAACUUCCAACGCGUAUGAUAUUUUUCAUUCGACUCCAGUUUCAUUGCAGCAACUAUCAGUGAUCGCUGUUGGCCUGGAAUUAUGGCGUUCUGAAAUUAAUGAAUAUCGCAAAAGGCAAACAUUGGAGAGAUUUCGUGCUUCAGACAAUAUAGCCUCAUUGAGAACUAAACUGCCUAAAUUACCAUCGGUGAUUUAUGAUGUGAUCGUGAAAUUUGUCACUAGACUUGGGAAUUCAAUAGUGGAUUGGCUUAGGGAGCAUUCUAGAACAGUAUUUCAUUUUGAUAUACGUUAUCGAAGUUCUGUUUUGGAAAACUUCGAUGAUUUGGUUUGCAAUUACGACGGAACUAUCGAUUUCGUAAAGACAGCCGAACGUAUGAUGCAUCAUGAUAGUUUCGAUGAUGUUUUGAAAUUCAUCGUAGCUUGCAGAUAUUUUUUGGAAGAUCACGUAAGACGAAUAUGGCCAUCAGUAUGGCAAAAGAUGGAUUUGAGAAAUAUUUCUUUCUAUAGAAAUCCGCUGUUGUACUACUGGAUUUGUUACUGGAGUAAUCAGUUAAAUGAGAUACCAACCGGCAGGUAUUACACGGUUGAUGAAAAGAUGCUUGAACAGUGCGUUAUUAUGUCUCAUAACAGAUUAGCAGUAAAUUAUUUUUGGAAUCGUGUACCAUACGAAGACCAAAUGGGAAUGGCUGACUACCUUCUUCGACAAAAUAUUGAAGGUUUCGUGAGCUGCAUCUUACCGAAAAUGGACAAUAAACGAAUGGAGAAAUUCGUCAAUGAGAAGGGCGAAUCCUUGAUGCGAGCUCUGCUAGAAAAUCGUUCUCGCGAUAAAAAGCACGUCUUUCAAUUAGCAAUGAGUUAUUUUUGGAAUUUUGUGCCAUAUGAAAUGCAAGUGAAAUUGGCUAAGGACGUUUUUCGACGAAAUAGAGGAUGUUUCGCGAGAUACAUCUUGCCGUGGCUGAACGAUCAACAAUUAGAAAAAUUCGCCAACGAGAAUGGUAUUGAAUUGAUGGAAGAUCUGCUGAAAGAUUUCUCUCACGAUGAAAGUCUUAUCUUUCAAACUUGGUCGUGUAUAAAAAAUACACUGAAUGAUACGAGUAGCACUUUCUCUAAUUUUGUUCGAAACAUGUUGAGAACGGAAGCUGGGUACAUGUAUCAUCAAAGAGUGGAGAAAUGGUCAAAAUGGUGUUGCGAAAUAUGGAAUAGCGCGCCGCAUCAUUUAAAGAGAUCAGCGAUUAUAGAUAUUUCGUCCGAUUUGGAAUUGAUCAUAUGUCGAAAAGAUGAUAGGCUUACUACACAUGUUACCUCUUGCCAGUUCCUAUUAUCCAUUCUUUCGGAUUUUACUUUGCAAGAAAGACAGUCGUUUUGGCGUAACUGCUGGAAGAAUUUGAUGCUGAACAAAAAUGCCUGCGAUUUGCAACGAAUAAUGGAAGCAUGUUUCGAACACGAGAAUGAUAUGAUCGAGUUCAAGGAAAACGUUAUCGCUGAAAGUGAAAAUUUGCAGCUCCGUUGUGUCUCGUCAUUAUCCGGUGCAGAUUUCGACGAAUUAGACGCUUUGAUUAAUUUUGGUUGUCCUCGUAGUGCAGAUACUGCGAAACGUUUGGAACAGCGCUGCUUGCAGUCGAGUUUUCUUGACGACAGUUCCCGUUUUUACUAUCCACACAUUGUUCAUUGCAAAGAAUUCAAUACAUUCGUAAAUAAAGCUUAUGGCAGCGUCGAUCUCGCGAAUGAUUUCAAACAUCAACUGAUAUCGUCUCCUGAUAAUCUAAGGACGUUGAUGGCCUAUGUUCGAAUGCCACAUGUUUCCUACGAAGAAUUCAGGAAAUUUAUCGAAACAUUCGUUUCAAACGAACAAAUUUUACAACAGAUGAAAUCCUUCAUUAUUGAUCAUCUGAAGAAGGCUGCUAUUCGUCGUAGCGUUACCAUUAAAGAGGCUAAUUCUAAACCUUUCUUUAAACACUUUUUGCUGUGGUGCCUCGGAAGUAAUGAGCUAGUUAUGGAAUUCCAGCAAACUUAUGUUACACCUUGCCUCGAGGCUCGAAGACAUUUUCGUUUUAUAGAUGAUUGAUUAUAACUUUCUUUUUUAGCUAUUUAGUUUACCCAACUUCUUUUUUCAUUAUUUUAAUCAUCGUAUUACAGUAAGUUGAAGUUUAUAAAAUUAUUUUGCGUUCAAUAAAGUGUAUAAGAAAAUGAGA
Molecule: messenger RNA, 2400 nt
Organism: Planococcus citri (citrus mealybug)
Lineage: Eukaryota; Metazoa; Arthropoda; Insecta; Hemiptera; Pseudococcidae
Exons: 2
Coding region: 198-2273 (691 amino acids)
Source: RefSeq, a predicted model, not a curated record